AUGAAACACAACGAAAAAAGUCAGAUUUAUAAAAUGUUGAAGCCCUGGCUUGGUGAUGGAUUACUUCUUAGUAAAGGUUCGAAAUGGCAGCACAGGAGAAAAAUUUUGACGCCUACUUUCCAUUUCAAUAUUUUACGCCAGUUCAGUUAUGUCAUAGAGGAGAACUCUCAGCGUUUAGUCAAGACCCUUGCAGAGUACGCAGGAACGCCAAUAGACAUUGCCCCAAUUCUCUCAGAUUUCACUCUCCAAGCUAUAUGUGAAACCGCAAUGGGAAGUCAGUUGAACGAGCACGCUUCUGCAAAAUCUUAUAAAGACGCCAUUUGUGAUAUGGGAUAUAUAUUUUAUAAAAGAUUUUCUCACAUCUAUUAUUUUAUUGAUUUCGUAUUCAAUAUUUCACCACUCGGUAGGAAACAGAAACAAUAUCUUGAAAUCGUACAUGGUUUUACUAAGAGAGUGAUAAAAGAGAGAAAAGAAUAUAGAGAGAAAAACAAGAUUGCGGAUGAUGAUAUAGAUAUGAAUGAAGUGACUUAUGUGUAUAGUAAAAAGAAAAGAACGGCAAUGUUAGAUCUUCUUAUACAAGCUGAAAAAGAAGGCCAGAUCGACGAAACUGGUAUUCAAGAAGAAGUAGAUACAUUCAUGUUUGAAGGCCAUGACACCACUGCAUCUGGUUUGACAUUCUGUUUCAUGCUCCUAGCAAAUCAUGAAGAUGCGCAGAAGAAAAUUUUCGAAGAAUUGAUAGAAGUAUGCGAUGACUCAAAACGCCCCAUAACUUUGGAAGACCUGCCAAAAUUGAAGUACUUGGAACGUUGCAUUAAGGAGUCGUUACGGCUUUAUCCUCCGGUGCACUUCAUUAGUCGCAAUUUAAACGAAAAAGUUACGUUAAGUAAUUACGAGAUACCAGCAGAAACUUUCUGUCACGUGCACAUCUAUGAUCUUCAUCGUCAUCCUGAUUUAUAUGAAAAUCCCAAUGAUUUUGAUCCUGACCGAUUUCUACCAGAGAACUCUGCAGGACGUCAUCCAUAUGCAUAUAUACCUUUUAGUGCCGGUCCUAGGAAUUGCAUAGGUCAAAAGUUCGCCAUGAUGGAGAUGAAGGUGGCUGUUGCAAGAGUAUUACGUGAAUUUGAGUUGAAGCCUGUCACGCGUCCGUCUGACAUCAAGCUAAUAACUGACUUAAUACUAAGAAAUGAUGGCCCCGUCGAAGUCACCUUCGUCAAGAGGUUACAGACCUAG
Arctia plantaginis is the source of this 1230-nucleotide messenger RNA. NCBI's taxonomy places the organism in Eukaryota, Metazoa, Arthropoda, Insecta, Lepidoptera, Erebidae. The record is from the annotation of a GenBank genome assembly.